Messenger RNA from Entrophospora candida, 220 nucleotides. The record is from the annotation of a GenBank genome assembly. NCBI's taxonomy places the organism in Eukaryota, Fungi, Glomeromycota, Glomeromycetes, Entrophosporales, Entrophosporaceae.
AAAUCAACAAAAGAAUUCUGUGAAGUUCUUAAUGAAUUUGAUGAGAGAUUUGGUGCAUCUUAUGAUAGAGAAAAGCAUCAUGAUAUUGAUUAUAUCAGAAUGGCUUUAUAUUCAUUCCCAACUCCUCCUUCAACUCCAUUGCAGUCAGAAUAUGAUUUUACGGAUUCUGAAGAGGAUCCAAAGUCUGAAUUAGAUUCUGAUUAUGAACCACCAAACCCUG